AACUUCAGUUGCGAAACCGCUGUAGGAAUUCCGCUGCGAUAAAGUGUAGUUGUGUAGUUGCGGAACGGGCGUCGGAACCUGCUAGUCAUCAGUCAGCCAUCGGAGCGAAAUGUCGUCGUUAUCAGAGUCAGAGGAGGAGGAAAUAUUAUUGUGGACUUUAACUUUGAAAAGGCGUAAAUCUCGUAGAAUUUGUGUGCACGAGAUUAAUGAAAAAAGGAAGAAAUUAGGAGAAAACCUAUUAUGUAAAGAACUAGAGUCACAUGAAGAUCGUUUUUAUACAUAUUUUAGAAUGAGCCCAGGGAGUUUUGAAGAUCUACAUAAUCUUUUGAAGCCACAUACUACUAAACAAAAUACAAGGUUUAGGGAAGCUAUUUCUAGCAGAGAAAGAUUAGCCUUAACUUUGAGAUUCCUAACUACUGGAGAUUGCUAUAAGACAUUAUCGUUUUCAUAUCGUAUAGGAAAUUCAACAGUUUCAAAAAUAGUGACCGAAGUAUGUCAGGAAAUAUGGAAUGUUUUACAACCAUUAGCCAUUCCACAACCUACACAAGAAAUGUGGCUCAAUAUCGCAGAAGACUUUUUUGGGAAAUGGGGAUUUCCUCAUUGCCUGGGUAGCGUGGAUGGAAAGCAUAUUACCAUUAAAUGCCCUCCAGAUAGCGGCUCAAUGUUUUACUGUUACAAAAGUAAAUUUUCUAUUGUGUUAUUGGCUGUUGUAGACGCUAAUUACAAAUUCAUAUAUGUUGACAUUGGAUCGUUUGGAAAAGAUUCUGAUAGUACUAUAUUUGAAAAAACACCUUUUUUACAACUAUUGCGAACUGGUCAACUUAAUGUACCAAAUGCCCAACCAUUACAACAAGGCACAGAUCCUUUGCCUUAUGUUUUAAUAGGGGAUGGUGCCUUUAAGCUGGAAACGUUUUUGAUGAGACCUUUUGUAAGAGAAGCGGCUAUGCAAGAUAGAGAUAAAAAGAGAUUUAAUCAGGCGCUCAGUCGAGCACGUGUAGUUGUGGAAUGUGCUUUUGGAAUAAUGGCACAGAAGUUUAGGAUUUUCCUAAGAAAUUUCGAAACAGAUUUGACAAACACAAUAAAAAUUGUAAAAGCAGCUUGUUGUUUGCACAACUUUAUACAGACGAAAGAGUCAGCCGUACAUACCAGUUCCAGCUUUGAAAUAGAAAAGCUAGGUGCCUUUCUACCACAAAAUAGACCUGGCAACCGACAGAGAGCAUCGUCGGCAGCGUUUGAGGUCAGAGAUAAAUUCGUUCAAUAUUUUACACAAACGCAGAGAACUUAA
Messenger RNA from Pararge aegeria (speckled wood butterfly), 1285 nucleotides. RefSeq lists its product as uncharacterized. The record is from RefSeq and is a predicted model, not a curated record. Bases 110 to 1285 code for a protein of 391 amino acids. Lineage: Eukaryota; Metazoa; Arthropoda; Insecta; Lepidoptera; Nymphalidae. The transcript has 3 exons.